Molecule: messenger RNA, 3701 nt
Organism: Peromyscus eremicus (cactus mouse)
Lineage: Eukaryota; Metazoa; Chordata; Mammalia; Rodentia; Cricetidae
Gene: Gabpa
Product: GA binding protein transcription factor subunit alpha
Exons: 10
Coding region: 408-1772 (454 amino acids)
Biological process (GO): regulation of transcription by RNA polymerase II; cell differentiation
Cellular component (GO): nucleus
Molecular function (GO): DNA-binding transcription factor activity, RNA polymerase II-specific; sequence-specific DNA binding
Source: RefSeq, a predicted model, not a curated record
CGGUCUUCUUGUGUCUAAGGCACAGCCUGGUACUCAGCACGGCCGAGGUCACCUGUGACCUCAGGCCGGGCCGGGCAGGUGCCAAGGGCACGGGGCUAACCCUCUGCGACUAGAGCAGAGGUGACAGGCAGCCCUUGGCUCGUGAAGAAACCCAGAAUCGCAGUCCCAAGAGGCCAAGCCAGCCGGGUUACCCUCCCAGUCACCUUGCACUGAGUCCCGAGCUGCCAGAGUCCCCGCCGCCGCCACCGUUCUACUUCCGGCCCUGGCUCCGCCUACACACGCCUACCCGCCAUCGCAGUGCAUUAUGGGCCGCCGCUUCAGUCGUUCGACGCUCACCGGACAGGAAGCGCCUCGGAGACAGUCUGCGACCGGACGCCUCUAGGACUGAACAUUGAAAAACUUCAGCCAUGACUAAGAGAGAAGCAGAAGAGCUGAUAGAGAUUGAGAUUGAUGGAACUGAGAAGCCAGAGUGCACAGAAGAAAGCAUUGUGGAACAGACCUACACCCCAGCUGAAUGUGUAAGCCAGGCAAUAGACAUCAAUGAACCAAUAGGCAAUUUAAAGAAACUACUAGAACCAAGACUGCAGUGUUCUUUAGAUGCUCAUGAAAUUUGCCUGCAAGAUAUUCAGCUGGAUCCAGAACGAAGCUUGUUUGACCAAGGAGUGAAAACAGAUGGAACUGUACAGCUUAGUGUACAGGUAAUUUCCUACCAAGGAAUUGAGCCAAAGCUAAACAUUCUUGAAAUUGUUAAAACUGCGGAAACGGUUGAAGUGGUCAUUGAUCCAGAUGCCCACCAUGCAGAAGCAGAAGCACAUCUGGUUGAAGAAGCCCAAGUGAUAACUCUUGAUGGCACCAAGCACAUCACAACGAUUUCGGAUGAAACCUCGGAGCAAGUGACGAGAUGGGCUGCUGCGCUGGAAGGCUACAGGAAAGAGCAGGAGCGCCUCGGGAUCCCCUAUGAUCCUAUACAGUGGUCCACAGACCAAGUCCUGCAUUGGGUGGUUUGGGUAAUGAAGGAGUUCAGCAUGACUGAUAUAGACCUCACCACACUCAACAUUUCGGGAAGAGAAUUAUGUAGUCUCAACCAAGAAGAUUUUUUUCAGCGGGUCCCUCGGGGAGAAAUUCUCUGGAGUCAUCUGGAGCUUCUUCGAAAAUAUGUUUUGGCAAGCCAAGAACAACAGAUGAAUGAAAUAGUUACAAUUGAUCAGCCUGUGCAAAUUAUCCCAGCAUCAGUGCAAUCUGCUACACCAACUACGAUCAAAGUUAUAAACAGUAGUGCAAAGGCAGCCAAAGUACAGAGGUCCCCAAGGAUUUCAGGAGAAGACCGAAGCUCACCUGGAAACAGAACAGGAAACAAUGGUCAGAUCCAACUGUGGCAGUUUUUGUUAGAACUUCUCACUGACAAGGAUGCUCGAGACUGUAUUUCUUGGGUUGGUGAUGAAGGCGAAUUUAAGCUGAAUCAGCCUGAAUUGGUUGCACAAAAAUGGGGACAGCGUAAAAACAAGCCUACAAUGAACUAUGAGAAACUCAGCCGUGCGUUACGGUAUUAUUAUGAUGGGGACAUGAUUUGUAAAGUUCAAGGCAAGAGGUUUGUGUACAAAUUUGUUUGUGACUUGAAGACUCUUAUUGGAUACAGUGCAGCAGAACUGAACCGCUUGGUCACAGAAUGUGAACAGAAGAAACUGGCAAAGAUGCAGCUCCAUGGAAUUGCCCAGCCAGUCACAGCCGUAGCCUUGGCUGCUGCCUCUCUACAAACAGAAAAGGACAAUUGAGACCUAGGACCUCCUGGGAGUCUAAGGCUUUUCUUAAAUAUUCAGAGCAAGCUUGGCUCUAACCUUUAUUACUGAAUUUGAAUCUUAUUUCUAGACUGUACAAUCUGAUGCAUGAUUUUUUUAUAAAUAUUUCAUACUCUUGUGAAUUUGGAUCUUUUUACUUUGAGCAUAUAUUUUAGAAAAUGUAUGUUAAAGGAUCCCCACGAUGCCUGAAGUGUGAGAGCAGGUUCAUCAUGGGGUAGUUUGCUAACAGUCAGGAAAGCUAAACUGGUCAGUAUUAAUGUCUAGCCCUACCAAAACCAGCCAGUAGCGUCUGCAGAUGACAGUAGGGAGUGUCUCCAGGAAACAGCCACCAGUGUAACCAUCGCUGGAGUGAAGAAGCUGUUUCCUCUCUGCUGCUUUACAUAGAGCCCGAAAAAGGAAGUCCUCAGCUAAAGCAUGUGUGCCUGUUUCAUCUAAUCAAGCAGAGCUAAAUGGUCAUAUCAAAUACAAUUAUAUGGAUAAUUACUAAACUAUCAGGUUAUUAAUUUAUAUAUUUGCAAGUAAAGAAUAAGUUAACUGGCAGAAGAGAGUGUGGAAUGAGACCCAGGUUUAAAGCUGGCUUAACUCAAGCCAUUAUUAAUGGUUUUCUGUAUAGUUUAUUCAUUAUGUCAGGACAAGGACUUAAAUUAUUUUGAGAGAGGCGUUUAAUUCUAAUAAACCAGCUAUUGCAAAAAUUCCAAGAUGAUAUCAUUCUUUCUCUCAGAUUUAAAAAAGUAUACCUCAGCAAGAAAAUAAAAAUUUGGUUUAGUUUAACUUCUUUUUUUAAAUUAAUCUGUAGUACCAGAUUAUUAUGCAACACCAUUUAUGUAUUCAUUUCUGUGUUUCUGAUAAAAUGACUUGAGAUCAGACGAAAGUACUUAACGUUUGAAGAUGUUAGUGAAUGACUUGUGAAUAGUUAUGAAAGGAUAUUUGCCUUGGCGCUGUAGGUGAUCUUUAAAUAAACUUCCCCACUUGUUUCAUCUUUUUUCCUUUUGAAUAUUGCAUAUGUGUCUCUAAAAACAUAAAUGGCCAACUAAUCACUUUCUGCAUGUAUGAAGACAUAAAGAUAUUCAAAAGGGAGACUAUUAAUUCUAAAAUCUUUAAAUAAAUCUUAUAUGAGAUGCCUUACUGCUUGCUAACACUAAGAAGAAAAGGCUAGAAAAAAAAUCUUUUUUGUUUGUUUUAAAGUAUUUUGCAUAAAUCAUGAUGUGAGAGACUAGCAAAUAGUUUUCAAAGCAGAAAGGUGUUCCUUAGAACAGUAGAAGGCCACUUUAUACACCCCUCUCAUUUUGUUCUUUGAAUUCAUGCCAGAGACGGCUGUAGACGAGCCCAUUGGGUGUUGACCAGCAGGGAAAGCACAUGUGACUGCAGCCAUGGUGUUGCCAGGACUAAGCAGUGGCUGGGCUUAUGAGAAAGGACAGGAAAGGAGGGUUGCUCACCUCCUGCGUCAUCCUUUCCACUGCUGUGCUGUCAGUCUUCAAGGAUGGUUAGUUUGCUUACAUUAAGUCCUUUAAGAUUCUACAGUAAAUACUGAAAAACAAUUCAAUUGUAUUUUUAUUUUAUUUUUAGUGAAGAGCUGGCAAAUAUCAGUAUAAUUUAAUCCCCGUGAUUUUAAGAAUAUCUGAGUAUAAAAAUGGUCUCGAGGCCCUAACUUCAGAUAACAAUUUAGUAGCUAUAAAGAGGCUUUUCUCAUCUUUUCAAAGCCUGGAGAGCCAUAAUUCACUGUUUCAAAGCAGGAUAUUUUCAUAGUACUUUGAGAGCUUGAGAAUUUUACAGUUAAAAUGUUUCAGAGACAUGGUGUUGAGGACAGGCUUUAUGUUUCAUUUGUUUGUUUUUAAGGAACAUCUGUAUUUCUAGGUCCCUAAAAUCUUAUUAAGCAUUUUCAAAUGCGUUUUAAAAAAAAAACAA